AUGCAGCAGCUGGUGGACCACCCCGCAGACAUGGCCACGGCGCUGCUGGCCGGCGAGAAGCUGCGGGAGCUGAUCCUUCCGGGCCCGCAGGACGAGAAGGCGGGCUCCCUGGCCGCCCUCCUGCUGCAACUCAAACUGGAGCUGCCCUUCGACCGCGUGGUCACCAUCGGCACCGUGCUCGUCCCCAUCCUCCUCGUCACCCUCGUCUUCACCAAGAACUUCGCCGAGGAACCCAUCUACUGCUACACCCCGCACAACUUCACCCGGGACCAGGCCCUGUACGCCCGAGGCUACUGCUGGACGGAGCUGCGGGACGCCCUGCCCGACGUGGACGCCAGCCACUGGCCCUCCCUGUUCGAGCACAAGUUCCUGCCCUACGCCCUGCUGGCCUUCGCCGGCAUCAUGUACGUCCCGGCCCUGGGCUGGGAGUUCCUGGCCUCCACCCGCCUGACGUCCGAGCUGAACUUCCUGCUGCAGGAGAUCGACAACUGCUAUCACCGGGCGGCCGAGGGCCGGGCGCCCAAGAUCGAGAAGCAGAUCCAGUCGAAGGGGCCGGGCAUCACGGAGCGGGAGAAGCGCGAGAUCAUCGAGAACGCGGAGCGGGAGAAGAGCCCCGAGCAGAACCUGUUCGAGAAGUACCUGGAGCGGCGGGGGCGCAGCAACUUCCUGGCCAAGCUGUACCUGGCCCGGCACCUGCUGAUCAUCUUCCUGAGCGUGGUGCCCAUCAGCUACCUGUGCACCUACUACGCCACGCAGAAGCAGAACGAGUUCACCUGCGCCCUGGGGGAGCCCCCGGACCGCAGCAGCGGCCCGCGGCUCAGCGUCCGCGUCAACUGCAAGCUGCCCUCCGUGCAGCUGCAGCGCAUCAUCGCCGGGGUGGACAUCGUCCUGCUGUGCGGCGUCAACCUCGUCAUCCUGGCCAACCUGGUCCACCUGUUCAUCUUCCGCAAGUCCAACUUCGUCUUCGACAAGCUGCACAAGGUGGGCAUCCGGGCCAAGCGCCAGUGGCCCCGCUCGCCCUUCUGCGACAUCAACAUCCUGGCCAUGUUCUGCAACGAGAACCGCGACCACAUCAAGUCCCUCAACCGCCUGGACUUCAUCACCAACGAGAGCGACCUGAUGUACGACCACGUGGUCCGCCAGCUGCUGGCCGCCCUGGCCCAGUCCAACCACGACGCCACCCCGGCCGUGCGCGACGCCGGCGUGCAGACCCUGGACCCCAGCGCCGACCCGGCCGACGGGCCCGACGCCCACGACCCGCCGGUCGUCAAGCGGCCCCGCAAGAAGAUGAAGUGGAUCCCCACGGGCAACCCGCUGCCCCAGCCCUUCAAGGAGCAGCUGGCCAUCAUGAAGGUGGAGAACCACAAGGCCGAGAAGCCCAAGCCCGCCCGCAGGAAGGCGGCCGACGGGCUGGCCGCCCCGCUGCUCGACGGGGCCGCCAAGGCCGGGCCGGGGCCGCCCCCGCCCCCGCCCCCGCCCCCGCCCGGCCCCGCCAAGGCCGAGCCGGGCGGCGGGGAGAAGAAGCACGCCCGCCACUUCUCCCUCGACGUCCACCCGUACGUCCUGAGCGGCCGCAAGCCCAAGCCGGACCUCCCGCCCGUGGCGGCCAGCCUGCCCGCCUCCAGGAGCCAGGAGGCCGUGUUCCUGGACCCGGACGCCCUCACCCCGCCUCCCGCCAAAGACGCCCCAGCGUUGGACAAGGAGAUCCUCUAUCCCGCCGAGCCCGUCCGGACCAUCCCCUCUCCGGCCGGACCCUUCGGCCCCCGCAACCCGGGCCAGGCCUCCGCCACCGUGCCGGGAGGCCGGGGCAAGCCCUCGCCCCUCGCCCUGCUGACCCGCAACCCCACGCACGCUCUCCUGCACAUCAACACCCUGUACGAGGCCCGGGGUGGAGAGGAGGAGGGCGGCGGGAGCCCCGGCGGUGGCGGGGCCGGACUCCGGGAGAAUCCCUCCCGCGGGUCCCCGGACCCGGCCGACGUCCUGUCCCUCCCAGGCGCCCAGCAGCUCCGCCUCGCCUCCUUCGAGGAGCCCCGGACAGUCGUGAGCCCGCUGGAAUUCUAGUGAGUCCUCCUCCGCCC
Tachyglossus aculeatus (Australian echidna) is the source of this 2078-nucleotide messenger RNA. It is a transcript of the gene PANX2, whose product is annotated as pannexin 2. The record is from RefSeq and is a predicted model, not a curated record. NCBI's taxonomy places the organism in Eukaryota, Metazoa, Chordata, Mammalia, Monotremata, Tachyglossidae. The transcript is spliced from 3 exons. Gene Ontology annotation, molecular function: channel activity. Gene Ontology annotation, biological process: monoatomic cation transport; positive regulation of interleukin-1 production. The coding region runs from base 1 to 2061 and encodes 686 amino acids.